Messenger RNA from Acaulospora morrowiae, 252 nucleotides. Lineage: Eukaryota; Fungi; Glomeromycota; Glomeromycetes; Diversisporales; Acaulosporaceae. The record is from the annotation of a GenBank genome assembly.
GCAUGGCAUUAUUGUGUUUCGGAUAGAAGAACGAGACAUAGACUUCCAGCGAGAACUACGUUUGAAUUCGGCACUAUUGACGGGAAUGGAAAUCCUUUAGCUUUUACGCAAGGUGCACUUGUCAUAAAUAUUUCAUUAAGCUGUCUAUAUCAUGAUGUGCGUCCUUCCAUCACAAUUCCUCCAAAUCUUCCCGAUCCUAUCCCAAUCGAUUUCUUUUAUAUUCAACGUGCAAUAAUAAGAGCGCUUAGUUAG